AUGAAUUCCAAAGGUAUAGUGCAGCAGUGUAAAGCAUUGGGAUGUUGCGACGCGUGUUGCCUUCGUUUUAUAGGCAUUAGAAAAGAUUCAGCGUACGCAAAGUGCCACGAAUUCGUAUUGAAAUAUUUAGAUAAGGAAGGAGAAAACUAUGAAACAAUCACACAAUGUGAUUCAGCCAAUGGUAAUGCUUCAAUAACCAGUGAUGAGAAUGAAGUGACCAAUAAUGACCCACCACAACUGGAUCCUGCUCAUGGAAUCCCAUCACUUGAAGUUCCACCACCUUCCGACAUAAGUGAACCUCCUCCCGCAAAGAAAUGUAAGCAAGAGGUGUGCACAAGUUGCCUGGGCAUUUUGCAGGAGAACACAUGGGCGAAGAGUUUGAAUAUAGCUAAGGAGGUUUUUGAUAAGAAAGGCUAUGAUUGCGAAUCAUUCGCCGCCGCUCUGUCCUCGCCUAUGGCCAUAUUGAUUAGAGAAAAGGCGAUCGUUCUUUGCAUCAAAGAGAAAUAUCCUAACUAUGAUGCCUCCUCGAUAACGUCGCUAAAGGAAUCGUGGAAAUUUACGUUCGCGGAACGGCUGGCAACUCACAUCGGGCGUCGGCUCGACUCCGGUGCCGUCGCGUCGCUGUUGGUCACACUUAACAUGGAGUACCCUGAUGAUUUACAGGAACUGGAAAUACUGAAAACCCUGUCGCCAUCUCUCUUCGAAGCUCGAAGCAAACAAGCCAGACGUUUUAUAACGACCUUCACGCGUCCAGCGGUGGAACAGGCGUUGCGUGACGUCACCGCCGGCAUGUUCGGGGCGGUGGAGGGGUGGAGGGACGGCGUGCCGCGAGUGGCGGGAGCGGCGGAAUGCGCCAGCGCUGUUUGGACACGUCUGCCUAUGUAUUUGGGAGGCAGGUAUAUAAAGCUGUCCCGCUGCCUUCCCCAAACGCCAUGGCUGGUGGGAGAUGUGGAAGGGGGCGGAGGGGGCCUCACGGGCUCUGUUCAGCAGACGCUCUUCGAGCCGCUCAUGGAACUACUCGGAAUGACGCCUGAAGAAGCCGAGUCCAGGCUGAAGCUGAUAUCUGCUGGAAGAGAGGACGUCGAUGUCAGAUGCCUUGGCGAGGGAAGGCCUUUCGCCAUCGAGAUCACUGACCCCCGACGGGAGCUAACGGCCGAGGAGUUGCAGCAGGCGUGUGACGUCAUCUCCAAGAGUGGAAACGUCAUCGUUAAAAGUAUGGUUUACGUCUCCAAAGACGAGUUGACCCAACUGAAGAAAGGUGAAGAAACGAAAUGCAAAACUUACGAAGCGUUGUGCAUUAAACUGGGACAUUCUGCCAAUGAUGAACAAAGUGCGGGAAACGAGGACACACCAAUCGCAGUGACCCCGGCAGACAUAGAACUUCUGAACACGUAUUGUAACACAGAACCAUCAGAAGGUGCUAGGAUGCUCUUAAGCCAGAAAACCCCCAUUAGAGUGUUGCAUAGGAGACCACUGCUGGACAGGAAGAGACGGAUAUUGGAGCUCACUGCUUACCCUGUGCCUGGUAAGUUUUCUUAAAACCAAAAUGCAACAAGCACAUAGAAAAAUUCAUACGGUUUACUGGUUCGAUUCGUAGCUCAGUUGGGAGAGCGUCAGCUACGGUACGGUGAAUGAUCUGGUUUGAGUGAAGUCCAGCCGGAUCGAAAGAAUUUUUCUUUGUGUU
Molecule: messenger RNA, 1684 nt
Organism: Hyposmocoma kahamanoa
Lineage: Eukaryota; Metazoa; Arthropoda; Insecta; Lepidoptera; Cosmopterigidae
Gene: Pus10
Product: putative tRNA pseudouridine synthase Pus10
Exons: 11
Coding region: 1-1539 (512 amino acids)
Biological process (GO): tRNA pseudouridine synthesis
Molecular function (GO): pseudouridine synthase activity
Source: RefSeq, a predicted model, not a curated record